Capsella rubella is the source of this 907-nucleotide messenger RNA. RefSeq names its product L-ornithine N5-acetyltransferase NATA1. The record is from RefSeq and is a predicted model, not a curated record. Bases 6 to 695 code for a protein of 229 amino acids. The transcript has a single exon. Gene Ontology annotation, molecular function: N-acetyltransferase activity. Lineage: Eukaryota; Viridiplantae; Streptophyta; Magnoliopsida; Brassicales; Brassicaceae.
GAUCAAUGUCUUCAAAAACAAGUAACAAAAAAAUGACAGCUCCCGCUCCUCCAACCGCAGCACCAGAGCCAAAGAGUGUUUUUUCCCUGAUCCGACUUGCGACACCGUCCGAUGUUCCUUUCAUUCACAAGCUAAUUCACCAGAUGGCAGUUUUUGAGCGCCUCACGCAUCUCUUUGUCGCCACCGAGGCUGGUCUUGCCUCCACGCUCUUCAACUCCCGUCCGUUCCAAGCCGUCACCGUCUUCCUCUUGGAGAUCUCCCGUUCACCAUUUUCCACCACUGACGCUACGUCCCCUGACUUCACCCCUUUUUUUGAGACGCAUAACGUUGAUCUCCCAAUAGAGGAUCCAGAGAGCCAAGACUUCUCGCCAGAUAAGCUUAACGACGUAAUUGUGGCUGGAUUCGUUCUGUUCUUCCCGAACUACCCAAGCUUUCUAGCUAAACAGGGUUUCUACAUCGAGGACAUCUUCGUGAGAGAGCCUUACAGGAGAAAAGGCUUCGGCAAAAUGCUACUAACCGCUGUGGCCAAGCAAGCGGUGAAGUUGGGUGUCGGAAGAGUGGAGUGGAUUGUGAUUGAUUGGAAUGUGAAUGCUAUCAACUUCUAUGAGCAGAUGGGUGCCACGGUCUUCAAGGAAUGGAGACUUUGUAGGCUUACUGGCGAUGCACUUCAAGCUAUAGACAAGCUAAGCAUCUAGAUUUGAUAUUUUGCUACUGAGUCGACCCAUCAUCGAACGAUCUGAUCACUUCCUUUUAAACUUUGUGUCUCACUUGUUUUUCUCUUGUUGAAUAAUACAUCUCAUGUUUUUAAAGUAGAGGACGAGAGAUGCAUGUUACUGUGAUUCCGCUUGUGUUUAUUAUACAUAUGUAAUUCUCUUGUAUUUUCCAUGUUCAAAAUAAAAUUUCGAAA